Messenger RNA from Ornithodoros turicata, 1103 nucleotides. Its product is annotated as procathepsin L-like. Bases 51 to 1055 code for a protein of 334 amino acids. The transcript is spliced from 5 exons. The record is from RefSeq and is a predicted model, not a curated record. Lineage: Eukaryota; Metazoa; Arthropoda; Arachnida; Ixodida; Argasidae. Gene Ontology annotation, biological process: positive regulation of apoptotic signaling pathway; immune response; positive regulation of peptidase activity. Gene Ontology annotation, molecular function: cysteine-type endopeptidase activity; cysteine-type endopeptidase activator activity involved in apoptotic process. Gene Ontology annotation, cellular component: lysosome.
UUUAAGCUCACAAGAAUGCGGCACAUCAUCACACACUGAUCCCUGACGCAAUGUUUCUGCUCAAGGCUCUGUUCGCGCUUACGGUUGCUUGUGUGCUUGCGGUGCAUGGUAUUCCCACCACCACCACUGGUGGUGACGUUGCUUAUGAAUGGGAGCACUUUAAGGCCGUGUACGGAAAGCACUAUGAACCAGAAGAGGAUGCACAGAGGAAGGCUUUGUGGGAAGCAAACGUAGAAGUUAUUCGGCAGCACAAUGAAGAGUAUGCUAUGGGGCUUCACACUUACACCCUGGGCAUCAACCGCUUCUCGGACCUUGCACCCGAAGAACGCGAAAGGUUCCUUGGUUGCCAUUAUCAGCCAGUCCAAACGGAGCCGAAUGUAAGGAUUCACGUACGUGAUCCCGAGGAUGUUCUACCGAAGGAGGUCGACUGGAGAAAGGAAGGAUACGUGACGGCUGUCAAAGAUCAGGGGCACUGCGGAUCUUGUUGGGCCUUUUCAGCCACGGGAGCGAUGGAAGGGCAGCACUUCAGGCAGACGGCAAAUCUGGUGUCUCUUAGCGAGCAGAACCUCGUUGACUGCGUGAACGAGGACGCAGGGUGCGGCGGCGGAAACUUCGUAGACGCUUUCGAUUACGUACGUGUCAAUGGAGGAAUUGAUACCGAGGCAUCGUAUCCGUACCAGGCAGUGAAUACCACCUGCCGUUAUGAUGCCGAAAACGUCGGAGCUACAGUGGAAGGCAGCGUUGAAGUCAAACCCGGCAGCGAGGAGGACCUGUUGCAUGCCGUUGCAACGGUGGGACCAGUCUCAGUUGCUAUGGAGGUGCUGGACACAUUUUUCAGCUACACGGGCGGAAUUUACCAGAAUAGGAACUGCUCAAGUGAAAAUGUCAACCACGCUGUUCUAGCCGUGGGCUACGGCACAGAAGAUGGCAACGACUACUGGCUGUUAAAGAACAGUUGGAGCGAAGAAUGGGGAGCAAAGGGUUACUUCAAACUUGCCAGGAACAAGGACAAUAUGUGCGGCGUCGCCACAUAUGCUGCUUAUCCCCUCGUCUGACCCCCCAUAAAUGUCUCGAGAAAUAAAUUUUGUUCUUUUGUCUUUUUU